GAAGCAGACGAUCCAAUCGUGGCAUCCCGACCCCCUGGGCAAUCUGAUCACCCUCCUGCACCUCCAGCCAAUGUGCUAGACGAUCUGGAGGAUUAUUUCCAGCGCCUCGACGCGCGCCGGUCUGAACUGGAAGCUGGUCUCGGCGAGAAUUUGGAGGAAUCUGCAGUCCCGUCGGUGGAGCGCUUCAACGACGCUGACUUUAGAAAGCUUGUCCGGUGGCGGGGCACUGAAGCAGCCGAGUGUGCGAUUUGUUUGUCAUCCCUCUCUCCCGACGAGGAUGGUUUACAACUCCCUUGUGCUGCACGCCACACUUUCCACGAAGAUUGUGUUCGAUCGUGGCUGUCGCGGAACGUGACCUGCCCGCUUUGCCGCGUUGAUGUUCGUGCCAUUGUCCGGAGACGCGGCCAAACGCAGGAAUCCGGGCUGUCAGUUGGCAACGAGUCCCAAGAUUCGCCCCGAGCCUUCGGCUACACCAGAGAUGGAGGUGUUAUCCUGCGCUACGAUCCGAGGCCACCACCGGAGUUGCCGCGGCCACUGUACAUACCUUUCGACCUUCACCACACAGCUGAACUAGUGGAAAUUCAAUAUCCAGACAGGGGAACGGCUCGUGUUUGGCGAGUUCCGCGAAAUCAGUAA
Messenger RNA from Symbiodinium sp. CCMP2456, 636 nucleotides. NCBI's taxonomy places the organism in Eukaryota, Dinophyceae, Suessiales, Symbiodiniaceae. The record is from the annotation of a GenBank genome assembly.